AUGGAUGUUAAUUCUAAACUACUCAGUUCACAAGACAACGUUAAAGAUUUUAUGAUGACUGGUGUGGAAAAGAAUGUGAAUUACACUUGUGAUUGCAGUGGCAGCAGUAGCAAGUUUGUUUUUGUAACCGCCGAUGAUAUUAUAAACUUGACAUUUGGAACAUUGGAUACAACUGAUAAUUUGUAUGUACAUUAUGCGAGGUUUAUUGGGUUUGGAGUUCACAAGGGUGAUACAACACAUGAAAAAGAUGGAACACAGUGCAGAAGGCGAUAUUUUUGCAACAAGGAAGGAAAGAGAGCCGAUAAAUACAUCUCUAAUUUGAAUAGGAAGAGAAAACAUAAACCGCUGACUCAUACUGGUUGUGAAGCCAUGCUUGUGGUGUACUUUGACGCCAAAACUUCAACUUGA
Arachis stenosperma is the source of this 408-nucleotide messenger RNA. RefSeq lists its product as uncharacterized. The record is from RefSeq and is a predicted model, not a curated record. Lineage: Eukaryota; Viridiplantae; Streptophyta; Magnoliopsida; Fabales; Fabaceae. The transcript has a single exon. The coding region runs from base 1 to 408 and encodes 135 amino acids.